Contarinia nasturtii (swede midge) is the source of this 1789-nucleotide messenger RNA. RefSeq names its product cytochrome P450 6B1-like. Lineage: Eukaryota; Metazoa; Arthropoda; Insecta; Diptera; Cecidomyiidae. The transcript has 7 exons. Gene Ontology annotation, molecular function: heme binding; iron ion binding; monooxygenase activity. Bases 108 to 1592 code for a protein of 494 amino acids. The record is from RefSeq and is a predicted model, not a curated record.
UUAUUCCUGUCGAAAACACACAUCAGUUUCAUCAGUUUAAACGAGAACGUUGUAUAGUCAACAUCACCAAUUAAAACAAUUGUGGCGGAGUGUAUUUUCUGCUAAAAAUGUUCUUGAUAGCGGUUAUUUUGGGUGUUAUCACUGUAUUUUACACUUGGUUAAAAUGGAAUUAUUCAUAUUGGAAAAGAAAUAAGGUUCCAGGACCGGAGCCAAAACUUUUUGUCGGAAAUAUUGGCUCAACUUUUACAUUCACAGAGCAUUGGGGCGUCACAACAGCCAAUUGGUAUAAACAAUUUUCAAAUGAACCAUACAUCGGGUAUUAUAAAAUGUUUAAACCAGCUGUUUUAAUUCGUGAUCCCGAUUUGGUAAAAGAUGUGAUGAUUACGAAUUUCAAUUCAUUUCGUGACAAUGAUUUUGCGUUGAGCAAGAAAUUUGAUCCACUUUUUGCAACCAAUCCAUUUUUGACGCGUGAUGAAGAAUGGCGAGAGGGUCGAAAAAUGAUCUUGCCCGCAUUCUCUCAAAGCAAAAUUAAAAGUAUGAUGCCAGUGAUGAAAGGUGUUGGAACCGAUUUUAUUAAAUUUCUCAAGUCAUAUCCGGCCAAUACAGAUUUCAACGCAAAACAUAUUGCAGUUCGAUUUACAACAGAAAAUGUUAUAAAAUGCACUUUUAGCAUAAAUCCAGGAUGCUUCGAUAAGAAUGUGGAAUCCGAAUUCUUAAAAAUAGGAAAAACUCUCUUUGAACCAUCGUUUUGGGUCGGAAUGAAAUUUUUGGUCCACCCUAUUUUACCGCAAUGGGCUUUGGAUCUUAUUCCAAUACCAUUUCUUCCAUCGUCAAUCGAUCAUUUGUUUCGAACGUUAGUCGGUACAAACAAAGCCUCUCGAUCAAAAGACCUUCAAAGCUAUGACAUUCUACAAAUAUUUCUUCAACUACAACAAAAACACAAUUUUGAUGACACGAGUUUAGCUGGCCAUACUCUAUCUUUGUUCAUUGAUGGUACGGAGACAUCAAGCACUGCAUUAUCAUAUGCAUUUUAUGAAUUGGCGUUGAAUCCACAUUGCCAAGAUAAAGCUCUGAAUGAAAUAAAACAAACACUCGAAAAACAUGAUGGCACAUUAACGGCCGAAGCUCUGCAGAGCAUGAUUUAUAUUGAAGGCAUAUUAUUGGAAGCAUUACGAAAACAUCCAGCUCUGAUUGUGUUGACAAAAGUAUGUACAGAAAAGUACACAUUACCAAAAACCAGUGAACAAUCGGAACCGACCACUAUUUAUCCAGGCACCGUGGUAAACAUUCCUUUGUUGGGAAUUCAUAGAGAUUCAAAAUAUUACCCAGACCCAGAUAAAUUUGAACCGGAAAGAUUUAAUGAAGAAGAGCAACGUAAUCGUCAUAAGGGAACAUAUUUAGGUUUUGGCGAAGGACCUCGAAUUUGUCUAGGCCAACGAUUUGGAAUCACACAAGCAAAGGUCGCAUUAGUUCAUAUUAUUCAAAAUUUCCACAUCAAAUUGUCACCGAACCAUAAGCCAAUUGUAAUCGACGCACAAACACUUUUAUCACAUCCAAAAGACGGAAUUCUUAUUCAACUUGAAGCUCGUUAAUUGAUUUGAUUUGUAUUAUUUGUGCCACUUACGAAAUGAUAUGGUUCAAAGGCGCUUUUUCAUAUGUAUAAUUAUCAAUUUGAUUCGAGUGCCAUGAUUACUUCAUAUAGGGUGUGAAUCAUAAUUAUCAAUUGUUCGUGACCUUGAUUGUGUUAAUAAAAUAUAAUUGAAAUAAAUCGUUUAAAUCAAGUAUAAAA